This is a messenger RNA of Purpureocillium lilacinum, 1401 nucleotides long. RefSeq names its product peptide-N4-(N-acetyl-beta-glucosaminyl) asparagine amidase. Gene Ontology annotation, molecular function: peptide-N4-(N-acetyl-beta-glucosaminyl)asparagine amidase activity. Gene Ontology annotation, cellular component: nucleus; cytosol. Gene Ontology annotation, biological process: protein deglycosylation; glycoprotein catabolic process; protein quality control for misfolded or incompletely synthesized proteins. NCBI's taxonomy places the organism in Eukaryota, Fungi, Ascomycota, Sordariomycetes, Hypocreales, Ophiocordycipitaceae. The record is from RefSeq and is a predicted model, not a curated record.
AUGGCGGGCCGAGGCACUCCGUUCAGCCCGGAGCCGUCGUCACGGUCCGAGUAUGGCGAGGAGUGGGCGCACGACCUGCGCGUCCGCUUCGAGGGCCUGUUGCGGGACAAGCGCAUGAAUGAGCUGCGCUCCUGCUCUCGCCAUCACACUCCCGAACCUGGUCACGCCGACCUCGCCCAAAGAGCAUCGAGCGCCGACCUGCGCGGCCAUGCUUCGUUUAACGACUCUCGACCCGCGACCUCUCACGGAUCUGCGGCGACCCCUCCCUCCUACUCGUGCAUCAGACAUCUGCCCAAGAUCCCGACAGCCCCCGCCGCCGGCGAUCGCGACUCUCAAAAGUUUCGCAACCUCCUAAUCAGCUUGUCAUUGACACCAACCAAGUACGAGAACCCCGGGCUGUUAGAUGAGGCGCUCCAAACAAUCCCUCUGGAUCGCAUCUAUGGCGAGGCAGAGGAGGAAAGCCAGGUUCUACAGGCCGAGGCCGAGAGCAUGGGCGACGGCCGCAAACCUGAGUGGGGAUAUCAAGAUUGUGUGAUUAGGGCACUUCUCCGAUGGUUCAAGCGAUCGUUCUUCACAUGGGUCAACAACCCGCCAUGCCCCGUGUGCCUGUCGCCAACCAUUGCCCAAGGCAUGACAGCCCCGACGCCAGAGGAGAGUGCAUGCGGUGCUUUACGUGUCGAACUUUACCGAUGCUCGGCCCAGAACUGCGGCGCAUACGAACGCUUCCCCCGAUACGGCGAUGUCUGGAGGCUGCUGCAGACCCGUCGAGGAAGAGUCGGAGAGUGGGCCAAUUGCUUCAGCAUGCUGUGCCGCGCUGUCGGUGGCAGGGUCCGUUGGAUAUGGAACGCCGAGGACCACGUCUGGACCGAGGUGUACUCGGACCAUCAGAAGCGAUGGGUGCAUGUCGACGCCUGCGAAGAGGCCUGGGACAACCCACGUCUGUACACAGAAGGCUGGGGAAAGAAGAUGUCGUACUGUGUCGCCUUUUCGAUCGACGGAGCGACUGAUGUUACUCGACGAUACGUCCGCAACAACGAGUCCGCCAACGAACGCAAUCGAUGCCCCGAGGAGGUCAUGCUCUACGUCAUGCAGGAGAUCAAGAACAUCCGGCGUGCCAACAUGGGCAAGGACGAGCGUUUCCGACUUGAGAAGGAGGACCAACGGGAGGACCAGGAGCUGCGAGGCUACGUCGUCGCCUCCAUCGCCCAAGCCGUCACCGACCUGGUGCCCGGCGCGUCGAGCUCCUCGGCAGGCAGCCGGUCCAACGGCACGCCCAGCCGAGAUGUCAAGAUGCCUGCCGAGCAGCCCAGCCGGCAGACUGGCUCGGCGGAAUGGAUGGCGGCGCAGCAGAAUGCACGCAGCCGACAGUUCCAGCCGCCCCGCGGCCCCGACCAGCACUAA